Molecule: messenger RNA, 388 nt
Organism: Amoebophrya sp. A25
Lineage: Eukaryota; Dinophyceae; Syndiniales; Amoebophryaceae
Source: the annotation of a GenBank genome assembly
UUCAGUUUUUCGAAUAGCAGUAGGAUCAUUAUCCCCUGUAUCUUGGACAUUAAUAUUCCCUGGAAAAUGGAGGAGAAAAUGGAGGCAGACGCACAGGACGGACAGGGGGUGGAACUGUGGUCCACAGCCAUAUUCACGAGCAGUCCUGGAUUCCUAGAGGACCCUAGGUUCUUCGCAGAUCUCGAUGCCUGGCUCAGCGAAUAUCCGUAUGUUUCCGGCUUUCACGUGCAUGGAGAUUGCGACACGCGAUUGUGGCAUGCUGUGAACACGAAGUUGACAGGACAAGAACGCACCCAGCACUUAGUCUUACCGGCAAACGUGAAGCGAUGGUUUGAUCACGUCCAGCCCUGCUCGCGACGAGGAGAGCAAGAGGAGGGAAGGAGCAUAG